AUGUUUGAGGUGGAGGUACGAGGAAACACGUUUAACUCUAAAGAAGUCAGAAAAGUCAUGAUCAAAGUCUACCGACCAGUACACCUGAUUCAAACUGACAAACCCAUCUACCUCCCUGGACAGACAGUUCAGUUCAGAGUGGUCUCAAUGGAUUCAAAGUUAAGACCAAUUAAUCAGCUGUACAGCUUCAUUGAACUUGAGGAUUCUCACAGGAACAGGAUUGGACAAUGGUUCAAUCAAGCAUCUAACAGCAAAAUCCUGCAGCUUUCCUACCCCUUAAACUCUGAAGCCCGUGAAGGAAUCUAUAAAAUCAAUGUGAAAGUGGGUAGAGAUACGAGCUCUCACACCUUCAAAGUGGAGAAGUACACAUAUGGACAGCCUGUGCAAGGAAACAUUACAGUCAAGGUCUCUCCACUUCGUGUCAAGGCUGUUCACUACAACAAUACGCCCAUUCCUCACAUGCCGCUAUAUUUGUUUGGGGGGAAAAUAUGGUCUAUAAGAUUACUACAGAACCUCACGACUGACAGCAACGGUUUCACCACAUUCUCUGUCAGCACAGACACAUUUGUUGGAGACACUCACCUGAUUAUAAGUAGCACACCAGAAAUGCCGGACCCACAGUAUAGAACAGCUCACAUUGCCUGGCAACACCAAACCGUUCGUCAGUCCCGACCUCCUUCUGUUGACAUUAAAACAAGCAGUGUCUUGAAGAUAAAGAAGAUUCACCCCGCCCUUCCAUGUGAUAAAGAAGUGGACAUCUCCAUUGAUUACACCGUUGUGCAUGAACCACAGGGAUCUGUAGAUAUCGUUCAUCUGUUCUUCACAGAAAAAUGCUUUAGAAAUAAGGUGUCGUUGGAGUUGUCUCCAUCUCCAGCUGUUCCUGGAGAGGAGAUCAAAUUGCAACUAAUGGCUCAGCCUGACUCCCUGUGUGGUAUCAGUGCCGUCGAUCAGAGUGUCCUCAUUAAGGAACCCGGGAAGACUCUGGAUAAAGAAAAGAUCUUUGCCAUGCUGCCUGUUAAAAAAAUAUCACAUAUACCAUACCAAGUCCAAGAUCCUAAAGAAUGUAGGACAUAUGUUUUACCACAGCCAGGAACUGUUUUCCAGAAUGUAGGACUGAAAACAGCAACAAAUCUGGUAAUGAGACUACCCAUUUGUUUAAGGUCCAGGGAGAGAUAUUAUGAUCGAGGCCAUCGUGUACCAAUGUCAGGACGUGUUAAUGUUGGAUCAGCUGGACGAGGCCCCGUUAUGGAACCUGAACCAGUAAAAACAGUUCGCACUUUCUUCCCUGAGACCUGGAUAUGGGACCUUGUGGAGACUGGAUCCAACGAGCCGCAGGUUAAAGUGAUAGCAGAGCAAUCCUCAGAUUACACCCUCACGCCCCUCUCUGGGGACCAGUACACAUCCUGCCUUUGCGCCAACGAGCGGAAGACCCUCAGCUGGACCAUGACAGCUACAGCUUUGGGUGAAGCUCUGACUGAGGAAACGGAGCUACAGCUGCCUCAGAACGUGAUUGAGGGAUCUGGCCGUACCUCAGUAUCUGUCCUCGGUGACAUUCUUGGCCGCGCCCUACAGAACUUGGAUGGUCUGCUGCAGAUGCCGUAUGGAUGUGGGGAACAGAACAUGGCACUGCUGGCUCCUAACAUCUACAUCCUGGAAUAUCUACAACGUUCUCAACAGCUGACCUCAGCCAUUAAGGAGAAGGCAUCCAACUUCUUAACCAGCGGCUAUCAGAGACAGCUAAACUACAAAGACAAAGAAGGUGGAUACAGCACAUUUGGAUCAGGACCAGGAAACACUUGGCUGACAGCUUUUGUUCUGAGAUCUUUCUCCAAAGCUCAGUCUUUCGUCUACAUCGACCCAGAAAAACUAGAGCAAUCAAGGACUUGGCUGAUCAAAAAGCAACGUAGAAACGGCUGCUUUGAGAAGUCAGGAAAGCUCUUCAACAACAGAAUGAAGGACGCUGUGGUGAAACGAAGCCUGUCGUGCCUCAGAGAGUCCGUCAAUGAUUUCAGCAACAUCUACACUACAGCUCUGCUGGCGUACGUCUUCACUCUGGCAGGAGACAUGGAGACCAGAGCUCACCUCCUGCAGCACCUCGACUCAGUGGCCACUAAAGAUGGUGGUUUCACCCACUGGUCUCAGACAGCAGCAGAAACAUCUGCCUCUCUGUCUGUGGAGAUAAGCUCCUAUGUGCUGCUGGCUAAACUCUCUGCCUCCCACACUACCGAGGAUCUGGGUUAUGCUGCAGGGAUUGUUCGGUGGCUGACGACCCAGCAGAACUAUUAUGGAGGAUUCUCCUCCACUCAGGAGACGGACACCUUCAUGAAGGUCGACCAAUGCCUCUCCCACAGGUUUGUGGACCCCAGCUGCAGGAGGUUUCCUUGGCACAGCUCGAGCGUGAACUGGGGGAUUACCUCAGAUCCUUAA
Cyprinodon variegatus (sheepshead minnow) is the source of this 2427-nucleotide messenger RNA. RefSeq names its product alpha-2-macroglobulin-P-like. The transcript has 22 exons. Bases 1 to 2427 code for a protein of 808 amino acids. The record is from RefSeq and is a predicted model, not a curated record. Gene Ontology annotation, molecular function: endopeptidase inhibitor activity. Lineage: Eukaryota; Metazoa; Chordata; Actinopteri; Cyprinodontiformes; Cyprinodontidae.